Molecule: messenger RNA, 1281 nt
Organism: Penicillium brevicompactum
Lineage: Eukaryota; Fungi; Ascomycota; Eurotiomycetes; Eurotiales; Aspergillaceae
Exons: 3
Coding region: 1-1281 (426 amino acids)
Source: RefSeq, a predicted model, not a curated record
AUGACCGCUCUCAACAAGAUGGAGGAGUUGGUUGGGAUGGACCGUGCUUCGUCCCCAUCACGUGCACCACAAACGCUAGCCCCUUCUGAGACUAGCGUGCAACACCAGCACACCACCGUUGUUGAUGCUGCAGAUAGCUGUGAACCUGAUCAGAGCUUCCCCGAAUUCGCCGUUGUCUCUUCGAGCGAAAGCGACGAAACCCUUCCUGCCCAGAGUGCACCCGCCACAAUCGAGGGCGACACUCCUCCCUCCCCUUCCAAGGCACCUUACACGCGUGGGCAUCGCCGUCGUUCCACGCACGUUACCCGCCGUGACCUUGAGAAGUUUCAUACGGAGGUCCUUGGCGUUGAACACCACGCCUCCUGGUUCGACGAGGAUAACGGCACUCCACGAUCCUUUACCCCCAACGACCCGGCACUUGAGGAACUGAAUCGCGCUUUCGCAAACGCCGACGUGUCCAUGAACAACGCGACCAACGGUAUGGCCAGCAACGGCACCGGCCCCGGUCCCUUUUACGACAACCCUUCCCCCCAAGUCAACAUGUCCAACAUCCCUUCUCGCCAGACACCUUCCCCUUCCCCUUCCCAGGCCUCUGGCGCGGCCCAGAUCAACGGAGGCAUCGGCGCGAUGGGCGCGGGCAUUCCGAUGAAUGCGGGCCACCAGAUGGAUUUGCAUCAUCUUUAUGAAAUGGUGGUGGAGCUGAGUGACGUGCUGAAGAAUAACCGCGACGUGACCAAGAACAUCGUUGCGAACGCGGAGGAGAUCGUGAAGAAUGGUAUCUCCGACAGCACUAGCUCCAAUGGCCAACAGAAUGGCGACAACACCAACGCCCGCAUUGCCGAGCUCGAGCGCGAGUUGGCCAAGGAAAAGCGUCUGUCCGCCCAUCACAAGCACCACCAAGAUGAGAACAUGAAGUUGAUUCACGAAUUCGAGAGCUCCGUGGGCGUCAUGGUCGAACAGAUCCGCAACUACUGCCAGAACAACAACAUGCACUACCUCACUCAAAAGGCCCACUACAACAACCUCCUGCAAGCCGAGCGCGAUGCCCAUCUUGAAAGCCGACUCGAUCGGGACUACUGGCACGCACAGUCUAUGAAGUGCGCCGAGAUGAUUCGCACCGCCUACCGCCUCAGCUGCGAGAACGAUGAUACCCCUACCCGAGUCAUCUCUGGCCUACAGAACGAGGUGCGCGCCUAUCGCUUCGCACUUGGCAUGGAGGCCGAGAAGCCCGAAGAAGAGUAUGGCUGGGAGUAUCUUAAGAACAUUCCGGGCCUGGAGUAA